AUGAGAAAAAAAUCUUUUAGUACGCGGGCAGCCUUCCGGCGAGCCGCUCUAAAGCAUCACCCCGACCGCAACCUGUCCAACCGUUUCGAGGCAGAGGUCGCGUUCAAGCGGGCAUCUGAUGCGCACGCCGCGCUUCUGGGCGACGACCAGGCCUCCUGCAGCGGAGGCGCGGGCGGCUCCAGCGCUGAGGGCGGCUUCCGCCGCGGCUGCGGCAUGGACUCGGGAGGCUUUGCACGAGAGCAGUGGGAGCGAGAGCACCGUCAGGCGUUCGAGGAGAUGCUUCGCAGCAUACGGGGCGGCGAGCGAUCCGACGCCGGGGGUGCACCUCGCGCGGGCAGCGGCUUCGCCCAGGGCGUGCAAGUGAAGCGCACCAUCGUGCCGCAGGCCGACGGCUCUGCCUCUGUGCGCACGGAGAUCACAACCAAAGACAGCCGGGGGCGGAGGAGCGCCAGGGUCAGACUGGAGCCGCUUGAUGGCCGCUUCCCCGCGCACCAGCCCCACGAGGUCGGGUUUCUUUGGCGCCUCGCGGCAUCCGUCCUCCGACGAGUGCGCGUGUGGGUCUGA
This is a messenger RNA of Emiliania huxleyi CCMP1516, 564 nucleotides long. RefSeq lists its product as hypothetical. The transcript is spliced from 2 exons. NCBI's taxonomy places the organism in Eukaryota, Haptophyta, Isochrysidales, Noelaerhabdaceae. The coding region runs from base 1 to 564 and encodes 187 amino acids. The record is from RefSeq and is a predicted model, not a curated record.